UGGCCAGUCAGCUGUGCAGCUGUGCUCAGGCUCAUGUCGCUGCGUCUAGCAACCAGGUCUGAGUGACGCCACCCCCUACCCCCCACCCGCCCCCCUUCCAAAAACAACACCAGCAAAACAAAUGCGACCAUGUACAGCGUGGAGGACCUGCUUAUCUCGCAUGGAUACAAAUUGCCCCAAAACACCGCUACCGCCCCCACUGCAGUCUCCCCCACACCCCCGUCCUCCUACGAUAACAAGCGUUACGGCGACCCUUCCUCCUGCCGCCAGGAGAUCUUAGAGAGCCGGUCCGGUGGUGGUCACGGAACGGUGAACGGGUAUGAGAUAGACUCUGCGCCGGGGGUGUAUGUGUACGGCAACAACAACAACAGGCAGCCCCAGCCACCAGCCCCAACCAAAGGCAACUCCUCCAGUCACACCGACAAUGCAUGGAGGGACAGGAACAGCCAACCACAGAGGAGGGAAGCCGACAGCGGUAACCAAGGUGACACCCACUCCUUGGGCGAUUCUCUCACGAAAGAUAGCGGGUUCUAUGAGGGGCCCAGAGGGGUGUAUUCCCAGCCCAGGGGCCACAGAGACGUGUCCUACUGGAGGAGGAGAGGCCAGGACUUCAGUGUUCUCCUGGAUUACGCUGACUUCAGAGAGCCUCGAGGAGGGGGAGGCUAUAGGAGGACAGAGGGGGUGCAGCAGCAGCCGCAGAGACAGGAGGUGCCCCCAGAGGAUCAGCACCAGCAGGGUGAGAGGCAGCGUUGGGCAGUCCAGUCCCAGGCCCAGUCCCGCUCCAAGCAGAGAGAGGCAGCGUUGCAGCAGUGGACGAUGGCUGCCGUGGAGAGGAAGUGUCAGAGCCUGGGCACGGACGAGUGGCGUCCCGCCGUGGUCAGCUUCGCCCGCCAGCUAUCAGACAGUCAGGGCGCUAGAUGGGCUCAGGCUCAGGAGCAGCAGCAGCUGCAGCAGCGCCACCUCCGGACACCGGAUGGCGCUGUGGUUGUAAUGGGGCCCAGGAACAAAGGGAAGUCCCAGUCUCUGCCCCGAAUGCUGCCGCCGGACAGCCUGCCAUACGUGGCCAUGUCUGGGUCUGUUGGGUCUGGGCAGGACGUGUACAGGAAGGUCAACGGCCACCCAGGGUCCCAUCACGACCCUUACAGCAGAUAUAACCACAACCAGGCCGGGACAGGGGACAGGGACAGGUGGUCUGAGAACGACAACAGACCCUCCAGUCAGGCUAGUAUGGCCAGCCAGCUAAGCCAGGUCAGUCAAGUUAGCCAGGCCUCUCUGGUACCAAAGGCCCGGUUCAGCCGUCCCCUACGGCCUCCGUCCUACGAGGUGCACCAGCAGACCCGGGGGAGUUCUGAGACGCUGUCAGGAGACCCAGCAGCAGCAUCAACCCCACAGCCCCAGGCCAGGGACAGAACCCCCCUCCCCCACCCCAGGAUGGGUGACCCCAGGCUGGACUAUUAUACACAGGAUGGAGGGUCUGGCACGGAUCCUCCGGGUUAUAUCCCUCCCCCAUCAUAUCCCCCCAAAAGAGCUCCGCUUAUGAGAGGGGGCCAUGGAGGUCACAGGGGCUAUGGAGAGGUACCAGGGAACUACAGGUACCACCAGGUGUACCAGCAGCAACAGAUGCGUGGGACCCCGGACCCCUGGUUCGGUAGCAGACACACCGGUGGAGGAGGGUCCUGGCCGGAGCCUCAGAGAGAGCCCCUCAGAGAGAGGAGCGUGCCCCACCGGAAGCAGCUCUACCCUGGCUACAGCGAGCAGCAGCACCAGCCGGGCUUGGGUCCUGGCAUCCAGUAUAUCCCCUUCAACGACCCACGUGUCCGACAAAUUUCUGGGGGAGGAAGCUCGUCUCUAGGCGGCGGAGGUAACUCCAUGACGGACACCGACAAGAUCCGCCACAUCCGUAACUCCACAUCCUCCGAGCUUCCCAGUGUCACCGUGUCAGACCACUCGUCUGAUGACACUGCCUUACUGUCCCCCGCCUCCACGGGGGCCCUGCCGCCACUCUCCAGCACGUCAGAUCCAGCCAGUCCGACAAAGCCGAGGUCUUCUAGCGACUAUGACAAUAAGAAUAACCGGUGGAAGCAUCAGCACAGCGAUUUGCACAAAGAGACUGACUCACUAGAUAACCUCCCAGCAGCAACUGACCAAAACUGUAACAGGUAUAAUCCCAAAAACAACCCAGGUUGUUUCUCUGCCUUCCAGCCCCCAGCCCCGGCUCCGGCUCCGGCUCCGGCCUCGUCGGUGCGUCACAGCUCCAGCUCAGACCAGGGCUUCUCGGAAACAACCAUCACACAGGUGAAGAAGAUAGUUCCAGGAGACGCAGGGCUAGACAACAACAACAGAAACUCUAAGAGGAAGUCUCACAGUGAGACCAUAUUCUGCCUGGUGUCUGUCCCCAUCCACAUGCAGCAACAACAAACCAAUAAAGACUCAGUCUCCGCAGCAGACCAGAACAAUAACGAGAAGAUGCCUGCCAAUCUGCCAAGUAGUCUGCCAAUCGUCAGCGUCUUCGCCACAGAAGACAACCAAAACACUGUGGUCCAAUCAGACAACAGCCAAAGCCUCCGUAGCAAGUCGUUAUCAGACAUGGGUCUCAAACCCCCCUCCCACACCAGCAGCUUCAGCUCUAUGAGAAGCACCAGGAAGGGUCCUCUGAGGAAGGAAAUAGUAAACGCCUGGUCACUCCAGGCCAGUGCUGACAAGGAGCUGUGCUAUGCCGGAUCCUGGCCCGGGGACCAGUACAGGAACCAGGAAACCCAGACCAGCUCCCCCGUGGCGGUGAAGGGUCCUGAGGGUACGGGGGGGACAUGUCAGCCUCAGAUCUCCCCUGGAGGACAGGGGGGGCAGGGGGGGCAGGAGCCAGGCCACCUGGCCUCAGACACAACCACAGAGAGCGGCGUGAGUACCGACUGCAGCUCCGUGUCUGCCUCCUACGGCGUGGGCUACCCCAUGAAAGGCCAGAAGAACCUCCACCCCUCCAGCAACAGCGCCUUCUCCCGCCUCAGUAUCAGCCCAGCCCAGCCCCUGUCACUUCCAUCACUCCCACCCCAGCCUCCACCCUCUGGAUCUGUGGAGGAGAGAGACCAACAGACCUCCACAUCCAGGAAGACUGGUGCUACUAACACCACCUCCAACACCACUACCAAACCCCCAGAUGAUAUCAACGCUAACAGCCAGGGCCAGGUGGCGUUUGGUCAGUUCCUGCUGAAACCAGUGAGCCGGCGGCCGUGGGACGCCAUUGAGGAGCUGGAAUGUUUCAACAAGGCUGCAGGCGUAGAACUAGACCAGGUCCAGAAGAAACAGAAGGUUCAGCCCAGGAGACCCAGUGUGGACCAGUGUAUAGACGACCUGGACGAGGUGUACAGGAACAUCAUGGAGCUGAGCGGAGAAGACACACAACAUCAACAACAACAUCAGCACAUAGUCCCUCCCCCUCUUGACUCUGAGAGGGAGACAGUUAGCCUUCCAGACCAGCGCCUGAAUAACAAACCCAACAACAACAUCCAUAGCAUCAGGCCCAGACUAGACAGCUGGGGCCCUGGUUCCUCUAUAGACCCAGAAUAUAGGGAGGUGAGGAGUGCCUUCUCCAGGCCCCAGCCCCAGAACAGGACUAGCAUCCCCAGACCGCUGAGAGAGGACCUGGUGCCCACUGCCACCCUAGCAGAGCCCACUGGCUUCAGAGACUACAAAACCCACAAUGAACAAGGUGACCCCAGGGAAACGUAUGACCCCAGGCUGACCUACAGGCAGGAGCAGGAUGUCGCCAAGGACUCUCUACUGAGGGACGUGGGGCUCACCGUCUACACUGAGGCCCCUGGGGGCCCUGGAGUGCAGGACCAACACUGUGGCCCCCCAUUCACACCGCUCACAUCGUUAGACCACGAGGAACUAUGUCAGAACAUACAGCUAUCAUGGGAGAGCAGAGAGAAACCAUCUCUAGCCAAGAACAGCCAGGUUGAGGUUGCGCACAUCCGUGAGGGCAGUAAUAAGGAAGAACUGGGCCCCACUAAAGUAGUGGAGGAGGAGAGGAAGGUAAAGACGGAUAACGUGCCCAUCGUGCCACCCAGAUUUAGAGGCCAUGAGCCCAAUCUGAACAUCCGCAGGGCCCUGAGUGAGAAUAGCAGGUCGCCCAGAUGUGAAGGGUCACGGGGGUCGCCACGACCCGGCAGGCUGACCUGGGAGGCAGCGCUCGCCUUCAAGGAUGGCGACUACAGAUACAGCGUCAGCUCCGAUUAUCUGAGUUGGCGUAACGAGGCUACGUUGGCAGAUAGACACCUGGAGACCCUGCUGAUCAAGGAGAAGGCGAACACAAUGCCCACAGAGGACCUGAGUAAUCUAUAUGAGGUGAAGUGUGCCAAGGAGAUCCCUGAGAACGAGACGAUGGAGCAGAGAGCAGCCAGGAUACUGGGGAUAGACGUAGCCCCGGAUUCACUGCAGGGCCGGGGCCAGGAGAGAGAGGAGGAGGAGAGAGAGGAGGAGUCACUGCAGGGGGUGGUGGAGAAGAGAGAGGAGGAGGAGGACAGGCAGGAGCACAGAGAGGAGGAGGGAGAAACUGGCAUAGGUGAAACACAGGAGCACAGGCCUUACAGAGAGCAACAGAACAAACACGACACAAAGACUGGGGGAGAGACCCCGGAACCCCGUCCAGAAGGAGCACAGGCUGUGGAAUCACUGGGCCUGGUCGAACACAAAGACAGAGACAGGGAGACACAGCAUGUGAGAAGACAGUACGAGCAAGUGAUGGAGGUAGAGGUAUCCAUUGUUACCUUGGGAGAGGAGACUGGAGGAGGACCCAGUAAGGAUGACAGCCUAUCAGUAUAUGAAGAAAGACAUGCUGGAGGAGGUGGAGAGAGCCAGAGCCACCCCUCCAUGGUGCUGGAGCUACCUGAGUUCCCUCCCAGUAGCCUGCCCCUGUCUCUGCCCAUGACCCGAGACAAGGAGCUGGCCCUUAGCGUGCUGAGUUUGGGAGGUGGUGGGGAGAGGAAGGGACACAGUAGUGAUGGUGCCUCCCCCAGGCUCUCCUCGUCCCCCUCCUCCAUAUCACCUGGCUGCACAGAGAGCAUGACCCACAUGGAUGAGGUGUUCUCAGUCUCCUGCAUAUGUGUCAGGAGUUUAGGAGAGGCAGAACCAGAACAAGAGACAGAGGUAGUGGUAGAGGCAGAACCAGAACAAGAGACAGAGGUAGUGGUAGAGGCAGAACCAGAACAAGAGACAGAGGUAGUGGUAGAGGCAGAACCAGAACAAGAGACAGAGGUAGUGGUAGAGGCAGAACCAGAGAAUGAUGUAAACCCAGAGGAAGGGAUGAGGCAGGCAGAGGAGAAGAGAGAGAGGGCAGAAAUGGAGGAGUUGAGGAUAGAGAUGGAGAAGAAAGAGCAAGAGAUGAUAAGAGAGGUUGAGACAAGAGAGGGGGAGGAGGAGGUGAUAGAGCCAGAUGAGAAAAGAGAGGAGCAGGAGGAGGAGAGUAAAAAGCCAGAUGUCCAACAGGCGGUUAGGCCAGAGCCGGUCUCCAGACCUAUGAAACCUCCUCUCCUCCCCAAGCCCAUCCCUAAAGCUCGUAGCGGCACGGUGGCCAAGAGAGAGAUCACCCUCCCCCAGAGCUUCAGUGUAUCUUCCUGUGGCUCCUCUACCACCCUAGAGGACGACGAGCUGCUCUCAGACUCCUAUGAUCCUAGUCGAGUGGAGAGAGUGUAACCUCUGACCUCUAUCAAUACCUUCGACAUCUGGGAAUUGGCUUUGGUCACCGCUCCAUCCGCCCAUCCAUCCGUCAACUUUUCAGUCAAUGCCUUUGUGUGUGUCCCAAAUAGCAACCUAUUCCCUAUAUAGUGUACUUCUUUUGACCAGAGAUCUAUGGGCCCUGGCCAAAAGUAGUGCACUAUAUAGGGAAUAAGGACGCAAACGUCAUCUCACCCCAUGACCCCCCCAAGCACUGUGCCCCCUUUUCACCAAUAGAAGCAUUGUUUACGCAACAGCAACAGUCUAUAAUAUGGCUGUCUGACUCUGUCCUGGUGCUCCAAUGGCCUCUCGACUGCCAAACAAGAGAACUACCUGGACCCAUCAGCCCUCUGGCCUUCAGAUUUGUUGUUGUUGUUGUACUUUUAACCCCUUUUUCGUGAUAUCCAAUUGGUAGCUACAGUCUUGUCCCAUCGC
Molecule: messenger RNA, 6147 nt
Organism: Coregonus clupeaformis (lake whitefish)
Lineage: Eukaryota; Metazoa; Chordata; Actinopteri; Salmoniformes; Salmonidae
Exons: 5
Coding region: 130-5691 (1853 amino acids)
Biological process (GO): positive regulation of blood vessel endothelial cell proliferation involved in sprouting angiogenesis
Cellular component (GO): ruffle membrane; adherens junction
Source: RefSeq, a predicted model, not a curated record